CUCGGGGACGCGCGGCGCAGCCCGAUCUCUGACAGGUGGAUCGAAGUGCGAACAGAUUCGACUCGGCGCAGCAAUUCCUGAGUUUCGGACAAACGGCCAUCGACACAACGAUGUGGAAGUCUGUGGUGGGACACAACGUCAGUGUCAAAGUGGAGGCGGAGGGGGACGACUGGGACACGGACCCUGAUUUUGUGAACGAUGUGUCCGAGCAGGAGCAGCGAUGGGGGGCGAAGACCAUCGAGGGAUCAGGGCGCAGUGAGCACUUCAGUGUGCACCAGCUACGGGAGCACGUGUCGAAGGAGCACGAGGAGAAGAAGAAGAAGGAGCUGGCGGAGGGGCCCAAGGCCUCGUACGGAUACGGGGGCAAGUUUGGGGUGGAGAAGGACCGCAUGGACAAGGUUGCCAUGGGGCACGGCUACGUGGCGGAGGUGGACAAGCACUCCUCUCAGACCGACGCGGCCCAAGGCUUCGGGGGGAAGUACGGGGUACAGAAGGAUCGCAUUGACAAGUCUGCUGUCGGCUUUGAGUACAAGGGGCAGGUGGAGCAGCACGCCUCGCAGAAAGAUUACUCAAAGGGCUUCGGAGGGAAGUACGGUGUGGAGCGAGAGAAGGUGGAUAAAGCAGCUUUGGGGUACGACUACAAGGCAGAGACAGAGAAACACGAGUCCCAGAAAGAUUACUCAAAGGGCUUCGGAGGGAAGUACGGUGUGGAGCGAGACAAGGUGGAUAAAGCAGCGUUGGGGUACGACUACAAGGCAGAGACAGAGAAACACGAGUCCCAGAAAGAUUACUCAAAGGGCUUCGGAGGGAAGUACGGUGUGGAGCGAGACAAGGUGGAUAAAGCAGCUUUGGGGUACGACUACAAGGCAGAGACAGAGAAACACGAGUCCCAGAAAGAUUAUGCCAAGGGUUUUGGGGGGCGCUAUGGUGUGCAGACAGACCGCAUGGAUAAGGGCGCCGCCUCCUUCACUGAGAUGGAGGCACCAACAUCCUCCUAUCAGAAAACCCAACCCGUCGAGGCAUCGAGCAGCGGGGCCAGCAGUCUGAAGGCACGCUUCGAGAACAUGGCCAAGGCGACAGGCGAGGAGGACCGCCGGAGAGCCGAGGAGGAGCGAGCGAGGAGAGAGGCCCGAGAGAAGAGAGAGCAGGAGGAGGCGCGCAAGAGACAGCAGCAGGAAGUAGAGCUGAGCACCAGAGAGGAGGAGGAGGAGGAGCCUCCUGCUCAAAAAGCCCCUGCCAUACCGUCCUCAAGGGCCCCGCAGGCGUCUCCAGCACUGCCCGAGAGACGAAGAGAGGUGCCUGAGCCAGUGUCUGAACCAGAGCCUGAACCAGAGUCUGAACCCUGCUACAGGCAGGUGGAGGAGCAGGAGGACCCCGAGUACGAGGAGCCCCCAGAUCUGCCCCCCCGCUUGGUGGAGAUGCCCAGCACGAAGGAGGAGGAGGAGGAGGAGGAGGAGCCGGGGGUCUACGAGGACGUUUCAGUACUCACAAGCACUGACACAGCUGCAGACAAUGAGUACGAGGAGGCUCCAGCAGGCCUGUGUGCAGUGGCUCUCUAUGAUUACCAGGGAGAGGGCGAUGACGAGAUCUCCUUCGACCCGGACGACAUCAUCAGAGGCAUUGAGAUUGUGGACGAGUCGUGGUGGAAGGGGCAGUGCCGCGGCCGGGUCGGACUGUUCCCUGCCACAUACGUGGAGCUCAUGCAGUGAGCACCCUCUGUGGGCCUGGCUGUCCCCAUCUGUCUCUCUCUCUCUCUCUCUCUCUCUCGCUGUGCUGCCAGUAAUGCAGCAUCGCACUCUAAUCCAGGCAGUUUCAGCUCCUUUUUAAAUGUUUAAAAGUAUGAAGCAGCAGCAGCAGCAGUGUGUUUGAACCCCAGCCCCACUCCCCUUGCCAGUGCCCCAGCAGCAGCAGUGUGUUUGAGCCCCAGCCCCACUCCCCUUGCCAGUGCCCCAGCAGCAGCAGCAGCAGUGUGUUUGAACCCCAGCCCCACUCCCCUUGCCAGUGCCCCAGCAGCAGCAGCAGUAGUGUGUUUGAACCCCAGCCCCGCUCCCCUUGCCAGUGCCCCAGCAGCAGCAGCAGCAGUGUGUUUGAACCCCAGCCCCACUCCCCUUGCCAGUGCCCCAGCAGCAGCAGUGUGUUUGAGCCCCAGCCCCGCUCCCCUUGCCAGUGCCCCAGCAGCAGCAGUGUGUUUGAACCCCAGCCCCACUCCCCUUGCCAGUGCCCCAGCAGCAGCAGCAGCAGUGUGUUUGAACCCCAGCCCCACUCCCCUUGCCAGUGCCCCAGCAGCAGUAGUGUGUUUGAACCCCAGCCCCGCUCCCCUUGCCAGUGCCCCAGCAGCAGCAGUGUGUUUGAACCCCAGCCCCACUCCCCUUGCCAGUGCCCCAGCAGCAGCAGCAGCAGUGUGUUUGAACCCCAGCCCCACUCCCCUUGCCAGUGCCCCAGCAGCAGCAGUGUGUUUGAGCCCCAGCCCCACUCCCCUUGCCAGUGCCCCAGCAGCAGCAGCAGUAGUGUGUUUGAACCCCAGUCCAGCUCCCCUUGCCAGUGCCCCAGCAGCAGCAGUGUGUUUGAACCCCAGCCCCGCUCCCCUUGCCAGUGCCCCAGCAGCAGCAGCAGUGUGUUUGAACCCCAGCCCCACUCCCCUUGCCAGUGCCCCAGCAGCAGUAGUGUGUUUGAACCCCAGCCCCACUCCCCUUGCCAGUGCCCCAGCAGCAGCAGCAGUAGUGUGUUUGAACCCCAGUCCAGCUCCCCUUGCCAGUGCCCCAGCAGCAGCAGUGUGUUUGAACCCCAGCCCCGCUCCCCUUGCCAGUGCCCCAGCAGCAGCAGCAGUAGUGUGUUUGAACCCCAGUCCAGCUCCCCUUGCCAGUGCCCCAGCAGCAGCAGUGUGUUUGAACCCCAGCCCCACUCCCCUUGCCAGUGCCCCAGCAGCAGCAGUGUGUUUGAACCCCAGCCCCACUCCCCUUGCUAGUGCCCCAGCAGCAGCAGUGUGUUUGAACCCCAGCCCCACUCCCCUUGCCAGUGCCCCAGCAGCAGCAGUGUGUUUGAACCCCAGCCCCACUCCCCUUGCCAGUGCCCCAGCAGCAGCAGCAGCAGUGUGUUCGAGCCCCAGCCCCACUCCCCUUGCCAGUGCCCCAGCAGCAGCAGCAGUAGUGUGUUUGAACCCCAGUCCAGCUCCCCUUGCCAGUGCCCCAGCAGCAGUAGUGUGUUUGAACCCCAGCCCCGCUCCCCUUGCCAGUGCCCCAGCAGCAGCAGCAGCAGUGUGUUCGAGCCCCAGCCCCGCUCCUCUUGCUAGUUCAAGUAGAGGACGUGGGGCUCCAUAGUAUCAUACCUGAAAGAGGUCAUGUUUAAAAGUAGCUCGGGGUGAGAUCAUUUCCUAGCGCUGCAGCAUGUGUCUCUGUGUUGGAUGAGGCCGGCCCUCGUGUGUAUUGAAUGCAGUGUACCUGGAAACCCAGGGUGUGAGAUGCAUGUGGAUACGCACCGGGAGUAUCGGUAGCGAGCUGUGCAGAACAUCAUGGCUUUACCAGGCUGUGCUUUCAGACAGGGGCUCUCUUUGUAGUCUGGGCUCUGAUUAUUGUUGUUCAAUUGAUGAUUGUCAUUUCUUUUUUUAUUUUUACAAGACUGUACAUAUUGUCAUGUAAAAGCAGAAGUUGUGCAAUGAAAUUAAACAGAUGCUUAAAGUAA
Molecule: messenger RNA, 3678 nt
Organism: Acipenser ruthenus (sterlet)
Lineage: Eukaryota; Metazoa; Chordata; Actinopteri; Acipenseriformes; Acipenseridae
Product: src substrate cortactin-like
Exons: 16
Coding region: 111-1709 (532 amino acids)
Biological process (GO): regulation of actin filament polymerization
Cellular component (GO): plasma membrane; actin filament; cortical actin cytoskeleton
Molecular function (GO): actin filament binding
Source: RefSeq, a predicted model, not a curated record